Messenger RNA from Chaetura pelagica (chimney swift), 3038 nucleotides. RefSeq names its product sorting nexin 13 (gene SNX13). Gene Ontology annotation, biological process: positive regulation of GTPase activity. The record is from RefSeq and is a predicted model, not a curated record. Bases 227 to 2896 code for a protein of 889 amino acids. Lineage: Eukaryota; Metazoa; Chordata; Aves; Apodiformes; Apodidae. Gene Ontology annotation, cellular component: early endosome. The transcript is spliced from 26 exons. Gene Ontology annotation, molecular function: phosphatidylinositol binding.
CAGUCUUUCCAUAUGGGGAUGGGGAAGUCUUGGCAUUGUGCUUUUUCUAGUAACUUUUGGACCCUUCGCUAUAUUUUACUUUGCAUUUUAUAUCCUCUGUUUUGUGGGUGGGGGUUUUGUGGUUACUCUCUUAUUUGGAAAAAGCAACUCAGAAAAAUACCUUGAGCAGUGUGAACAUUCAUUUCUUCCUUGUACAUCAGUCGGAAUCCCUAAGUGCAUAGAAGAAAUGAAGCGUGAAGCCAGACCUAUUAAGAUUGACAGAAGACUGACGGGUGCAAAUAUAAUUGAUGAGCCUUUGCAACAGGUAAUCCAGUUUUCCCUGAGAGACUAUGUGCAGUAUUGGUAUUACAUGCUAAGUGAUGAUGAAUCAUUUCUUCUGGAAAUCAGGCAGGCUCUUCAGUAUGCACUUGUUCAGUUUUCUGCCAGGUCAAAGGAAACAGACUGGCAGCCUUAUUUCACUACACGACUUGUUGAUGACUUUGGCACUCAUCUUCGAGUUUUCAGAAAAGCUCAGCAAAGAAUAGCAGAGAAGGGUGAUCAGAUGAAAGACCAAGCUGAGGAACUUGUAGAUACAUUCUUUGAGGUUGAAGUUGAAAUGGAAAAAGAAGUCUGCCGUGAUCUAGUCUGCACUUCUCCCAAAGAUGAAGAAGGAUUCCUAAGGGAUCUGUGUGAGGUUUUACUGUAUAUAUUGCUACCUCCUGGAGACUUCCAGAACAAGAUCAUGCGAUACUUUGUCAGGGAAAUCCUCUCCCGAGGAAUUCUUCUUCCAUUAAUAAACCAGCUCAGUGAUCCUGAUUAUAUUAAUCAGUAUGUCAUAUGGAUGAUUCGUGAUUCCAACUGUAACUAUGAGGCCUUUAUGAAUAUUAUUAAAUUAAGUGAUAAUAUAGGAGAGUUGGAAGCAGUGAAAGAUAAAGCAAGUGAAGAACUGCAAUAUCUUCGAUCUCUAGAUACAGCAGGAGAUGAUAUCAACACUAUAAAAAAUCAAAUAAACAGUUUAUUAUAUGUUAUUAAAGUAUGUGAUUCAAGAAUUCAGAGGUUGCAGUCAGGAAAAGAAAUAGAUACUGUGAAACUGGCAGCAAACUUUGGAAAACUUUGCACAGUCCCUCUGGACCAUAUUCUGGUAGACAAUGUUGCACUACAAUUUUUUAUGGAUUACAUGCAGCAGACUGGUGGCCAAGCACAUCUGUUUUUCUGGAUGACAGUGGAAGGAUACAGGGUUACAGCACAGCAACAGCUGGAGGUACUUCAAAGCAAGCAGAAAGAUGGAAAACAUCAGACUAAUCAAACCAAAGGUCUAUUAAGAGCAGCUGCAUUUGGAGUUUAUGAGCAAUAUUUAUCAGAAAAGGCAUCUCCAAGAGUUAAUAUUGAUGACAACUUAGUAGCAAAACUGGCAGAAACAUUGAACCAUGGGGAUCCAACACCGGAAAUCUUUGAUGACAUUCAGAGAAAGGUCUAUGAGCUGAUGCUCCGAGAUGAAAGAUUCUACCCCUCAUUCAAACAGAAUGUGUUGUAUGUGCGUAUGUUAGCUGAGCUGGAUAUGCUGAAGGAUCCUAGUUUCAGAGGAUCAGAUGAUGGUGAAGGAGAAUCUUUUAAUGGGUCUCCUACUGGCAGCAUAAAUCUGUCCUUAGAUGACCUUUCAAAUGUCCCUUCUGAUGACACAGUUCAACUCCAUGCGUACAUCUCAGACACUGGAGUGUGUAAUGACCACGGCAAGACAUACGCACUUUAUGCUAUCACAGUCCAUCGGAGAAAUCCAAACAGUGAAGAGACGUGGAAGACAUAUCGACGCUACAGUGACUUCCAUGACUUCCACAUGAGGAUCACUGAGCAGUUUGAAAACCUUGCAAAUAUACUGAAACUUCCUGGCAAAAAGACAUUUAACAAUAUGGAUAGAGAAUUUUUGGAAAAGAGGAAAAAAGAUUUAAAUGCAUAUUUGCAGCUCUUGUUAAAUCCUGAAAUGAUGAAAGCUUCUCCAGCUUUAGCCCAUUAUGUGUAUGACUUCCUGGAGAAUAAAGCCUACAGCAAGGGGAAGGGAGAUUUUGCACGGAAGAUGGACACAUUUGUAAACCCACUGCGUAACUCUAUGAGAAAUGUAUCAAAUGCAGUCAAGUCUCUCCCUGACAGCCUGGCAGAGGGAAUGACUAAAAUGUCAGACAACAUGGGUAAAAUGUCAGAGAGAUUGGGACAAGACAUAAAGCAAUCAUUUUUCAAGGUGCCUCCUUUAAUCCAGAAAACCUAUUCAGACCCUGACCAUUGCCGUGUUGCAGCACCAAUUGAUGACAAUGUGGAUGACAAUAUUCCGCUGAGAGUAAUGCUCCUCCUUAUGGAUGAAGUCUUUGAUCUAAAGGAAAGAAAUCAGUGGUUAAGAAGAAAUAUAAAAAAUCUGCUUCAGCAACUUAUUAGAGCAACAUAUGGUGACACAAUUAAUAGAAAAAUAGUUGAUCAUGUUGAUUGGAUGACAUCUCCUGAGCAAGUAGCAGAUGCAGUGAAACGCUUCAGAGAUGCUUUUUGGCCCAAUGGCAUUUUAGCAGAGGCUGUUCCACGGAGGGACAAAGCUAUUAGAAUGAGAACAAGAGUGGCAGGGAAGACCAAAUUACUGGAGGUAAUGCCAGAUGAGCUGAAACACAUCAUAGGCGCUGAGACAACACGGAAGGGCAUUCUUCGUGUCUUUGAAAUGUUUCAGCACACUCAACUGAAUAAGAGAAUGGUGUACGUGUUUCUGGAGAGAUUCCUAGAAACCUUAUUUCCACAAAAUAAGUUCCAUGAGCUCUUCAACAAACUGCACUCACGGUCAAAGCAGAUGCAGAGAUAUAAGCAAAGACUACAUUCUACUCAAGCGCCUUCAUUGCAGAAAAGUCUUCUAGUGUCACAUAUUAGGUUAUUAAUGCAUCUGUAAGACCUGUGGAUUGUCUCAUCUUCACUUGUAAUUCAACCACUACCUGAAGGGUUUAUGUGUCUUAAAUGAUUUGGUGCGUCUUCAUGCAACAUUGAGAAGAAUACUGGCCCAAUGUAUAAGAAAGCCGAUUCCUUCCAUUCCU